AUGCUAUCGGUGUCCUUGAAACGCACGGCGGCCAUUUUUCAACGAGGAAUGGCGACUGGAAGACAUUUUAUUGCGGUAUGUCAGAUGACAAGCGAUAAUGACCUCGAGCAGAAUUUUGAAGCUGCUCGAUCGAUGAUCGAACGCGCUGGCGAGAAGAAAUGCGAGAUGGUUUUUCUUCCGGAGUGUUUCGACUUCAUCGGACGCAACAAAAAUGAGCAAGUCGAUUUGGCGAUGAGCGUCGAUGGCGAUUACAUGCGGCGAUAUCGCGAAUUGGCGAAAAAACACAAUUUGUGGUUGUCGCUUGGCGGAUUGCACCACAAGGAUGACGCCGAUCCGGCGCAUCCGUGGAAUUCGCACGUCGUCAUUGAUUCGCAAGGAAACACGAGAGCGAUUUAUGACAAAUUGCAUUUGUUCGAUUUGGAAAUUCCGGGAAAAGUUCGUCUAAUGGAGAGCGAGUUCAGCAAAGCUGGUGCCGAAAUGGUCGAGCCGAUCGAGACCCCAAUUGGCAAAAUGGGCCUAUCGAUUUGCUACGAUGUGCGAUUUGCGGAGUUGUCGAUAUGGAAUCGCAAAAAGGGCGCCCAAAUUUUGACGUUUCCGGCGGCGUUCACGUUGACGACCGGACUCGCCCAUUGGGAGACGCUUCUUCGCGCUAGAGCCAUCGAAAACCAGUGCUACGUGAUUGCCGCCGCGCAAACUGGCAAACACAACGAGAAGCGGCUUUCGUACGGUCAUGCGAUGGUCGUCGACCCAUGGGGAGCUGUAGUAGCGCAAUGCUCGGAACGAGUUGACAUGUGCUUCGCUGAAAUCGAUCUUUCAUAUGUCGACGAACUUCGAACGAUGCAGCCGGUUUAUUCGCAUCGCAGAAAUGAUUUAUAUUCGAUACACGUGAAUGAAAUCGACGAAAGUGAAAUUGACAUGAAUUUCUCGAAAUUCGCCAUCAAACGCGAGCAGAUUUUCGCCAAAUCUCGACAUUCAUUCGCUUUCGUGAAUUUGAAACCCGUUACGGAUGGACAUGUUCUUGUAAGCACAAAACGGGUUGUUGAAAAGCUAACCGAGUUGAAUGACGAGGAAACGGCGGAUUUGUUCAUAUUGGCGAAGAAAAUUCAAAAAAUGAUUGAAAAAUUCCAUGGUGUCGAAUCAACGACAAUUUGCGUUCAGGAUGGCAAAGAGGCCGGACAGACGGUGCCGCACGUGCACGUGCACAUUCUCCCACGACGGAAAGGCGAUUUUGGCGAUAACGAGAUUUAUUACGAGUUGGCCAAUCACGACAAAAACGAGGCGCGAAAACCGAGAACAAUCGAUGAAAUGGCGCAAGAAGCGGCGAGAUAUCGCGAAGCGAUUUCUCAAAACUCAUCGUGCCUUUAA
Messenger RNA from Caenorhabditis bovis, 1365 nucleotides. NCBI's taxonomy places the organism in Eukaryota, Metazoa, Nematoda, Chromadorea, Rhabditida, Rhabditidae. The record is from the annotation of a GenBank genome assembly.